Molecule: messenger RNA, 1539 nt
Organism: Penicillium salamii
Lineage: Eukaryota; Fungi; Ascomycota; Eurotiomycetes; Eurotiales; Aspergillaceae
Source: the annotation of a GenBank genome assembly
AUGUUUCCACUACGGAUUUGGCGACACUGGCCUAACUGCUUCCGCGUAUGCGUAAUCAUAGAACCAGACAUCUCUCAACACAACUGUGUUCUUACCACUCUCAUAAUGAACACAACAGCAGAACAGAUACUUGACAUCGAAGAUGCUCUUGUAUCAGACGAUAAUCCAGCACGCGAUGAAUAUACACUCGAUUUCCAACGCUGCGCCAGAUUGCACAACUACCUAGUCGCAUAUGCCUACAUGGCCCGCAAAGAAACAAAGACGCUUGAUCUCGACGCGCUGGCCAGCGAGUCAUGGUUCUUCAACCAGCCAAGCGAAAAUAUUGAGGCUAUCCGCGCUCGGCUUGAUCCAUCAUUAAACUUAUUCCUUGAUUCGAUCUACGACCCAGAGCCAGGAUUCUUCUACUGGGUAAGUGGUCUUGAAAUGAGACUUGCGGACGAGUGUUUUUUCGAAGACAACGACUUCGAGGAUAAAGAGCGAUUUGUGAUCAUUUAUGACACAACCCCUGAUCUAGGCUCUCACUGUGUUGGUGUUGUCUAUGACCAACUGAAUUAUCGUGCCUCAUUCCCAUUGGCCAUUGAGAAUUCAGACAGCAUCGAGCCUAUUGAUGAGCACUGGGAUAUGUGGUUUCCUCUAGAGACCAUUCUUACCCAUUGGAUCCACAUGCUUAGAAUGGGAAAGAUCACAGCCGAUCCACGGAACUAUGGAGAGUUGUCCAGUGAAGAAGAGAACUCGUGUCAUCGGAUUGAUUUAUGGUGUUGGCAUCCAUACUGUGCUGCUCAGAUCGACAGCACGGUUGCUGCGAUGGACCGCUACACGGACGCGAUCGAAUCACGCAUGCAGUCUCUUUUACCGAUAUCCGGGAAUAAGCCACUCUUUACCGAUGCAGAGCUCGAUGCGGCUUUGGUGCCGAGAAAGUGCUUUCUUCGCUCUUUUCUGACCCAAGUGAGGACUCCGCGGUUUAAACUCAUCGCCCCCGGCCUGGAGAUUCCCCACGACAAAGAAGCCUUCGCAGCGCGUCAGAUAUUUGAUGCAGAAGGGCAGGGCAGAGACGUACCAUCGCUGCUACUCUUUGCUUCGACAGAUGAUAGUCGUACGGCUGGAUUCAACGAAGAAAUCCAUCGUUUGUUCUUUGGACCAAAAAAUCAAGUGCCAUUCAACGAAGGUGAUCCUGUUCCCACGGGUUUAUAUAGUGCAGCCAUCAAUCGAUUUGACUACGAUUCUGAAGAGACAGGAUUCCACCUUCUACUCCCAUUCGCACUCCGGCCGAAUCUUGCAGACGAAAAUGGAGCCAGGCGGAGUGAUGGAUCCCUGGUGCCAUCUGGCUCAUGUACGCAGCUUUUCCAACACGGUGUUUUUCAUCCGUUUGGCGGAGAGCACCGAUUGCAGAGAUUGCAGAGUCUGUUCGAUCGAUGGACUGAAUUGAUUGAAAGUGGCGUGUGGACUGUGGGCGAUAACGGCGUUGAGGGAGGAAUUGAUAUGUUCCGAAAUGCAGAUCAUGGUGCUUGGGAGGAUUACUGGAUUCCGCCAUCCUGGUGA